Propithecus coquereli (Coquerel's sifaka) is the source of this 2784-nucleotide messenger RNA. RefSeq names its product small G protein signaling modulator 1 (gene SGSM1). The record is from RefSeq and is a predicted model, not a curated record. The transcript has 22 exons. NCBI's taxonomy places the organism in Eukaryota, Metazoa, Chordata, Mammalia, Primates, Indriidae. The coding region runs from base 1 to 2784 and encodes 927 amino acids. Gene Ontology annotation, biological process: activation of GTPase activity. Gene Ontology annotation, molecular function: GTPase activator activity.
AUGGAAGAAGCCGUCACACGCAAGUUUGUCCACGAAGACAGCAGCCACAUCAUCUCCUUCUGUGCGGCUGUGGAGGCCUGCGUCCUGCACGGGCUUCGGCGGCGGGCGGCUGGCUUCCUGCGGAGCAAUAAGAUCGCGGCUCUGUUCAUGAAAGUGGGCAAGAGCUUCCCACCGGCUGAGGAUCUGAGCCACAAGGUGCAGGACCUGGAGCAGCUGAUCGAGAGCGCGCGAAACCAGAUCCAGGGCCUCCAGGAGAAUGUGCGGAAGCUGCCGAAGCUGCCCAACCUGUCCCCGCUCGCCAUCAAGCACCUGUGGAUCCGCACCGCCUUGUUUGAGAAGGUCCUGGACAAAAUUGUGCAUUACCUUGUGGAAAACAGCAGUAAAUACUAUGAGAAGGAAGCUCUCUUGAUGGACCCUGUGGAUGGCCCAAUCCUGGCGUCUUUGUUGGUGGGGCCCUGUGCCCUUGAGUACACCAAGAUAAAGACUGCGGAUCACUUCUGGACCGACAGGGACGACAUGGAGGCCGUGCCGGGGUAUCUGUCCCUGCACCAGAUGGCCGACGUCAUGACCUUGAAGUGGACGCCCAACCAGCUGAUGAACGGGUCGGUGGGGGACCUGGACUAUGAGAAGAGCGUCUACUGGGACUAUGCCAUGACCAUCCGCUUGGAAGAGAUUGUCUACCUGCACUGCCACCAGCAAGUGGACAGCGGCGGGACGGUGGUGUUGGUCAGCCAGGACGGGAUCCAGAGGCCACCCUUCCGCUUCCCCAAGGGCGGGCACCUCCUGCAGUUCCUCUCGUGCCUGGAGAAUGGGCUGCUCCCACACGGGCAGCUGGACCCGCCUCUGUGGUCCCAGCGGGGGAAGACCUCCCAUCUCACCAGAUCUUUUUGUUUUGUGUCUCAAGUGGCCCCUGACCUCUUGGGCAGCGCUUCCCCUGCCUCUGUGGGCCCUGCCUGGACGAUGGUUCCUGUAGGCCGGUCCAUGCUGGUGGUGGCCAGGGGGAGUCAGUGGGCACGAGCCAGAUGGGACGCCACCCUCCCCACACCAGGCCUGAAGGAGCAGCCCCCCAUCCCCCAGGAUCUUAUGGAUGUCUCCGUGAGCAACCUCCCAUCCCUAUGGCAGCCUAGCCCCCGGAAAUCCUCCUGCUCAUCCUGUUCACAGAGCGGCUCGGCCGAUGGCAGCUCAACCAACGGCUGCAACCACGAGAGGGCUCCCCUGAAGCUUCUCUGUGACAAUAUGAAGUACCAGAUCCUUUCCAGAGCCUUCUAUGGAUUGGAAUGUAAGCCCUUCGGGGCAGCCUUCCAGCACCAGCAGGACUUUCCACAGGCGCAGAGUUAUGAGGAACAGGAGCUGCUGCGUCUCAUCUACUAUGGGGGCAUCCAGCCCGAGAUCCGCAAGGCUGUGUGGCCCUUCCUCCUGGGCCACUACCAGUUCGGGAUGACGGAAACAGAAAGGAAGGAGAUCGUGCGGCAGAGGGAGCGGGAGUCCCACGCUGCAGCCCUGGCCAAAUGCUCCUCAGGGGCCAGCCUGGACAGCCACCUGCACCGGAUGAUGCACAGGGACUCCACUAUCAGCAAUGAGUCCUCCCAGAGCUGCAGCUCCGGCCACCAGAACAUCCGCCUGCACAGCGACUCCAGCAGCAGCACACAGCAUAACUUCUCCUCGGGCCUCUCGGAGCACUCGGAGCCCAGUCUGAGCACGGAAGACAGCGUCCUGGAUGCCCAGCGGAAUGUUCCCCCGGUGCGGCGACCCAGGGGCAGCAGCAUGGAUGACAGGCAGAGCAGCGAGGCCACCACUUCCCAGGACGAGGGCCCCCGUGAGGAGCUGGCUGUGCAGGACAGCCUGGAGAGCGACCUCCUCGCCAACGAGAGCAUGGACGAGUUCAUGUCCUUCACUGGCAGCAUGGACGCGGCCCUGCCUGAAAAGGACGAUGCCGUGAUGGAGGGCUGGCGGGGCAGCGAGGCGGAGAAACGUAGCCAGGUGGACAGUGAGGACAACCUCUCAGAGGAGCCUGAGAUGGAAAGUCUCUUCCCCGCCCUGGCUUCUCUGGCCGUGACCACUUCCGCCAACAACGAGGUGUCCCCUGUGUCUUCCAGCGGCGUCACCUACUCUCCGGAGCUGCUAGACCUAUACACGGUGAAUCUGCAUCGCAUCGAGAAGGACGUGCAGAGGUGCGACCGCAACUACUGGUACUUCACACCCGCCAACUUGGAGAAGCUGCGCAACAUCAUGUGCAGCUACAUCUGGCAGCACAUUGAGAUCGGCUAUGUCCAGGGCAUGUGCGACCUUCUGGCUCCACUGCUGGUCAUCCUGGAUGAUGAGGCGCUUGCUUUCAGCUGCUUCACCGAGCUCAUGAAGAGGAUGAACCAGAACUUCCCCCACGGAGGUGCCAUGGACACGCACUUUGCGAACAUGAGGUCGCUGAUCCAGAUCCUGGACUCGGAGCUGUUCGAGCUGAUGCAUCAGAACGGGGACUACACGCACUUCUACUUCUGCUACCGCUGGUUCCUGCUGGACUUCAAGCGAGAACUCAUUUAUGAUGACGUCUUCUCGGUCUGGGAGACCAUCUGGGCCGCCAAACAUGUCUCAUCCGCCCACUAUGUCCUGUUCAUCGCGCUGGCUCUGGUGGAAGUCUACCGUGACAUCAUUUUGGAGAACAACAUGGAUUUCACAGACAUCAUCAAAUUCUUUAAUGAAAUGGCCGAACGACACAACACCAAGCAAGUUCUGAAGCUGGCCCGGGACCUCGUGUACAAGGUGCAGACUCUGAUUGAGAACAAGUGA